Messenger RNA from Aspergillus affinis, 1200 nucleotides. RefSeq names its product NRPS-like enzyme. NCBI's taxonomy places the organism in Eukaryota, Fungi, Ascomycota, Eurotiomycetes, Eurotiales, Aspergillaceae. Bases 1 to 1200 code for a protein of 399 amino acids. The transcript has 6 exons. The record is from RefSeq and is a predicted model, not a curated record.
AUGGAGCCCACGGGAAGAAGACUUCUGUCGAGAGUUGUAGAUUAUGCCGCUCAGCGUGAGCCAGAGAGACUGUUUGCAGUCAUUCUACGGGACCUGAACGUAUCCGAUGGCUUCCAGAAUCCGACGAUGAAGGAAUUGGCUCAUGUCGUCACUCCUCUUUGCUGGUGGAUUGAAAAGGCCAUUGGACCGGCAAUCUCCCAGGAGAGGCUGGCUUAUAUCGGGAUAAACGAUGUCCGAUACUACGUGUUCGUCCUCGCGUGUCAGAAAUUGGGCUAUAAGGCAUUUUACCUUCUACAAGAAACUCUGAUGAUGCUCAUGUUCACCUGCUUAAAGCAGCUUACUUCACCAAAGAUCUUCUUUAGCGAAGAGCGGCGCACUCGAGUCCUCGAAAUCCAAGAACUGUGCCCGAAUUGCAACGACGAGUUCUCGCGACUACCCUGGCCCAAGUCUCGACAACCAGCCGCGUUCUACAACUAUGUGCAGCGGCAAGCUAUACUCCGGGAUUAUGAUGCCGAUCUGGCUUUUGACCUGAAUGUGCCAUUCCCUGAAACUACAGAUCGCUCGAGCAUCGUGAAUUAUGUUCAUCAAACAGUUUCUCGGAAAUCUGGUAAAUCUUGUUUCCUCAAUGAUCAGAAUAUUCACAAUGCUGGACUCGAUUCUCUCACGACGAUUCAAAUUGCCAAAAUCUUGCAGCGAGGACUUCAACAGCAUCGGCUAGAGACGAAGGAGGGGACGAUCACCCCCCAAGUCGUCCACGCAAACCCAAACGUCUACCGUCUCAACCGCUCGGAUGCCGAAACUCGCCAGAAUAAUUCUUUCAGCAAGAAGGGUCUUGUUUUACUGGGCAAACCUCAGUUCGAUCUGGAACGGGCGAAAUACGAGGAGAUGGCCGGCCUGGCAGAUACUGUAAUCUACAACGCCUGGAAGGUUAGUUUUUACCAAUCGGUGGAAUCUUUCGAGACACACAUCAAUGGAGUGCGCAAUUUUAUCGAUUUCAGUCUGCAAAGCCGGCACAAUGCGCAUAUCCACUUUAUAUCCUCCGUGAGCACGGUGGAGGCAUGGACGAGACAGAUAGGAUUGCUUGUGCCGAAGGAACCAAUCGAAGAUUCCGAUGUUGUCUUGCAACAGGGUUACGGCGAGUCUGAGUAUAUUAGAGAGCGUAUCUGCUUAGAGGCCUUUUGUCUUUGUUAUCUCAGGUGA